AUGGAAAUCUCACAAGAAGCCAAAGAAGGUGAAACUGGAGUAUCUCAGCUAGAGCGUGUCAUAACUGAAACGGAUGUGCCUCCAGUCCAGAAUGAGGAUGAACCCCAGACCCCUUACCAGCUGGGAUGGAGAACUAUACUAGCAGUCCUCACUUUAUCAAUGGCCAAUGUUUGUGCGGCACUAUCCAAUACGACAAACACUACUAUCAAAUUCCAAGUAGCCACCGUCGCACGUUCGCCGUCCGAUGCUGCUCUCGCCUCGUGGAUUGCGAAUGGCAACUUCCUUCUCAGUCUUGCCCUGGGUCCGAUAUUUGGCUCUGUUAGCGAUCGCCUGGGCAAGAAAUGGUUCCUCAUAGGAGGUGCCUCGCUUGGAGUCAUUGGAUCCAUGAUCUCUGGCUCCGCCCAUAAGAUUACCGAUAUCAUCGGGGGCAAUAUCCUGACAGGCAUUGCCAAUGCUGGCUGUAUCGUUUCCAUCUCCUGCAUCCAAGAAAUCAUGCCCAACAAGCUUCGUCCAUGGGCAAUGGGAGUCUCCCAAGCCAUGGCCAGCGCCUUUGUCAUUCUCGGAACCUUCGUGGCUGCAGCCUUUGUUCAACAUAAUAUAGGAGGUGCUGGAGGAUGGCGUUGGGCUUACUACUUCAACGGAAUCAUCUAUGGUUUCACCGCGAUCGCAAUAGGACUCACUUAUUUCCCACCCCGGCCAUUACUUGGCCGACACCGUGCGCUAAAGGAAAUCAUGACCACGGUGGACUUUGUCGGUAUCCUCUUGAUGGCGGGAUCGUUUACUUCGCUUAUUAUCGGUCUUACCUGGGGCGGUACCACGUACCCAUGGAACUCGGGGCGGAUCAUUGCUACGCUGACUAUGGGAUGUGUCGGUCUUGUUUUGUUCGGGUUAUACGAAGCUUUCGUUGUGAAAGAGGGUAUUCUCGAUCGUCGGUUGUUUUCCGAGUCGAUGAAUUUCCCCAUUUUGAUCUUCGUGUGCACGAUUGAUGGAAUCCUCCUGCUCGGCGUGAACGUCGCUCUCUCGCAGGAGAUCUUUGAUUUGUUUACACAAGAUGCAGUGAGUAUUGCCGUGAUGCUGACCCCAUACUUGGCAUUGUCGACCUUUGGGUGUAUCCCAGCAGGUUGGAUCAUGGCGUCGACCAAAUCAUACAAAACCCUACUGGUUGCUGCUCUGCUCUGGUGCUCCCUUUUUACAGGCCUAAUGGGUCUUGUCACUCCCGAAAGGAAGAGCUGGGCCUACGCUUUCUCCGCCCUAUUCGGGGCUGGGACGGCCGUCACAACCACCAUUCCAGUCACCGCCCUCGCCCUCUCCAUCCCAUCCUACCUAAUCGGCACAGCUGCUACCGUAUCCAUGUCCUGCCGAGCCUUGGGCGGCAUCGUCGGCAUCACCAUCUUCACAGCUAUCUACAACAACAAGUAUGCCUCGUACGUUGGUCCCGAGAUUGCGAAUAACUCUGAAGCACCCGUUCAGAAGGCAGAGAGUGCGAUGGCUUGGAAGUACAUGUGGAUUACUCUUGCGUGCUUGAUUGCUGCAAAUGGUUUUGCUGCUUGCUUCUUGAAGAGCGUUGAGCGUAUGAUGAAUGGGCAUGUUGAGUCUGCUUUGGAGCAUAAUAAGGUCAGGGAGAAGCAGCUCGAAUAG
Molecule: messenger RNA, 1638 nt
Organism: Penicillium brasilianum
Lineage: Eukaryota; Fungi; Ascomycota; Eurotiomycetes; Eurotiales; Aspergillaceae
Source: the annotation of a GenBank genome assembly